CGGGCUGACAUCGAAUCAAAAUCGCGUCGCUAAGUAACAAUAUCUUGUAGCAAACCACUAUUUCUAUUGGGGUGCAAUUCCUCUCCCGUGGAUGGCAUUCACUCAAGCUGGACUCCUGGCGCGCUCCUAUCUGCUGCCGACCUUCGAGUUUCCCUUCUACCGUGUCUUCUUGUACGCGAAUAUUCGCCGUAGCUUGAGUCAGCACCCAGAGCCUCAACGACACCACAGACAAGAUGGAUGAUCAGACCUCCAUCCUCAAAGACCAGCUCUACUCGGCUUGCGAACAGAAGCUUGACCCCGAUGGCGAGGGAGAAAAGGCCUACGACAGGCUCUUCAGCCAAGAUGACCUCUUCUCGCUCGACGUGGUUCCGCCGAAGGACCUCAAGACGCUGAUGAAGUUGAUCUCCAUGCUGACCAAUGAUUAUCUCUUCAUUCCCGUCAAUACAAAUAACGGCCCAGCAUGGCGCCUGCGUCCCGAGAUCGAAGCAGCCAAGUACAGCUCCUUAAGUGUCAACCAGCGCAUGAUUUACUCGCUCAUCGAUAAUGCCGGUGCCGAUGGCGUCUGGAACCAGCAGCUGCGGCUGCGCACCAACAUGGAGGAAAAUCUGGUCAAGAAGGUGCUCAAAGAGCUCGAGGGGAAGCGCCUCAUCAGUAGCUUUACCCACGUUGAGAAUGCCGCUCGGAAGAUGUGGAUCAAGUCCUCCAUCAAGCCCAGCCUCAAGGCCACAGGCGGAGCUUGGUUCACUGAUGGAGACCUCGAUGAGUCCUUGAUUGGCAUGAUAUCGGAAGUGGUCUACACGUUAGUGAAGAAACACGGAGCUUACUUUUCGGACGGAUCGCGAUCCAAGGCCCGGGAUGGCAGCAUCAGUCCCGUGCUACCCAAGAAGGUCAUCAAGGGGAGUACCAGCGAUGCCGCCCUUGCCGCGCGCGGAAAGAAGCGGACAGCUGACGACAUGGAGGUUGAUGGCGCCCCAGAAGUCCCUGUCUCGCCGUCCAAAGCUCGCAAGGCUAAGUCCGGACCCGUCCUUCUUCCCAUGCCCGCAGGUUACAAGGGCUACAUCACUGUUCCCGAGCUCACGGCCCAGAUUGCCAGAAGCAACGUUACGAAGGGUACGAAGCUUAAGGAAAGCGACAUCAAGCAACUUCUCGACGUUCUUGUUUACGAUGGCCGUAUCGAAUACGUUAAGGUUGGCAAGCGGGAGGGUUACCGCGCCUCCAGAAUAAGCAAGCAAGAUCCAACUUUCAACGUCUCGUUGGAUACAGUGGACACGGACGAGCCGCGGCACAACGGACUCACCACAGCACCAUGCGGGCGAUGUCCGGUCUUCGACCUAUGCGAAGAAGGCGGUCCAGUCUGGGCUGGCGGAUGUGAGUACUUUGACCGCUGGCUUAUAUAGUGCCGUUGGCUUUGCGAUGCGCCAAUUAUUUCAUCGGGCUGAAAGAGCGGAAGAACAGAAGCUGACGAGCGAUCUUACGUCUUUAAUUGCAUGGCUUUGGCGUUUGGACCAAGGGGCACCGGUUAAGUUUUGGAGCGGCCUCCAGAAUUGUUGCAUUUGCACGGAAAAGGCGUUGACUUGCUUGUACGUACCGCCUACGAAAUACCCUAUCACCGACUUUCUCAAUAUGUCGUGGGUAUCGUCUAGCAUAGGUAUGCAUGUAAAAUACUUAUAUUUUCCAAUAUUGGCUUAAGUUGACCCUAUACACCUUAUAAUAUUUGAUUAAAUGAAG
Pseudomassariella vexata is the source of this 1728-nucleotide messenger RNA. Its product is annotated as RNA polymerase Rpc34. Gene Ontology annotation, biological process: transcription by RNA polymerase III. Gene Ontology annotation, cellular component: RNA polymerase III complex. The record is from RefSeq and is a predicted model, not a curated record. The coding region runs from base 234 to 1397 and encodes 387 amino acids. NCBI's taxonomy places the organism in Eukaryota, Fungi, Ascomycota, Sordariomycetes, Amphisphaeriales, Pseudomassariaceae. The transcript has a single exon.